UGACAGAUGCAAAUUAUCAACUCUGGAAAACAAACAAUUUCAUGGUAAAAAGGUGGAUUGCAGGAUGUGUUGAUGAAAAAAUCAUGAUGAGUCUCCAAGGUUGUAUUACAGCCUAUGAUGUAUGGAACAACCUCAAGAAGAAAUAUACAAAGAGAAAUGGAACCAGAAAGUCACAACUCAUCAGGGAAAUCUCUUCAAUCAAACAAGGGGAGUUAUCAAUUAUGGAUUUUUUCACAAAGAUUAAGACUUUGUGGGAUGAAUAUGCAACAUACAGAAGAAGACCAAAGUGCAAGUGUGGAAAUUGCUACUGUGAUUUACUGGAAGAAAUCCUAAUUGAAGAAGAAGAAGAAAGAGUGUUGCAAUUUCUACAUGGACUUAAUGAUGAGUACAAGACUAUAGCUAGUCAGAUCCAGCUUAUGGAGCCUAUGCCAGACAUGGACAAGACUCUAGGCAUGGUAUGUGAAGAAGAGACAAAAAUCAAGAUGGAACACAAGCUCAACAGGUUCAAAGUUAUUUGGCAAUGAAUGUUCAAAAGACACAACAGAAUAGUAACACAAAUGGAGGACAGCAAAGAUUUCAAUCAAAGGGACAAAACUUUGAUAAGAACCAGAGAUUUCAAAAGAAUGUCAACAACAAUGGACAGAGACCAAGAAAUAACACAUUCUGCAGUCAUUGCAAGAAAGAGGGACAUACCAUUGAUGUAUGUUUCAAGAUCCAUGGCUAUCCAAAUGACGGUUUCAAGAGACAGAGAACCAGUCAAGGCCCCUGGAAUCAAAACAAAAAUUAUUCAGCAAACCACAUUCAAGGCAGUGGAAACAACAAUUCAGAAAUGUCAAGCAAUUCAAACAAGAUGGAAUUCACUGCUGAACAAUAUGAGAAGCUGAUGUGUUUGCUGAAUGCCAAUCAUGCAGAGUCAAAUUCAAAUGUGGGCUUUGUUGCUAGUGUGGGAGGACUUGAGCACCUGCAGGAAGAUUGGAAUGGAAAGUUUACUUAAAGGAAUCUAUUUGAUGGGAGAAACUGAUGGAAGAACUAAAGAAACCCAAGGAAAUUUCGUGAGAGCAGUGAAUGGGAUUUUGUGGCAUAGGAGAUUGGGACAUCCUUCACAUUUUGUAACUAGACUGCUAGGGGAUGAAUUUUAUAAUGAUUUUGGUGAUUGUAAUGAAUGUUUAUUGGGUAAAAUGAAAAGAAAGAAGUUUAACAUCA
Tripterygium wilfordii is the source of this 1203-nucleotide messenger RNA. Its product is annotated as GATA zinc finger domain-containing protein 14-like. Lineage: Eukaryota; Viridiplantae; Streptophyta; Magnoliopsida; Celastrales; Celastraceae. The transcript is spliced from 2 exons. Bases 521 to 994 code for a protein of 157 amino acids. The record is from RefSeq and is a predicted model, not a curated record.